GGGGUUGCGCAUGAUCAGUAGCUGCACCACUAGAAAGAUGGCGGAGCAAGAGCAAAGAAAAAUCCCUUUGGUUCCAGAAAAUCUGCUGAAAAAGAGGAAGGCUUAUCAAGCCCUCAAAGCCACCCAGGCAAAGCAGGCACUUUUGGCAAAGAAGGAGCAGAGGAAAGGAAAAGGGCUCAGGUUUAAGCGACUAGAAUCAUUCCUACAUGAUUCCUGGCGGCAGAAACGUGACAAGGUGCGUCUCAGACGACUAGAAGUGAAACCUCAUGCCAUGGAAUUGCCAGACAAACAUUCCUUGGCCUUUGUUGUACGCAUUGAAAGGAUUGAUGGCGUGAGUUUACUGGUGCAGAGAACCAUUGCAAGACUUCGCCUAAAGAAAAUUUUUAGUGGUGUCUUUGUAAAAGUCACCCCCCAGAACCUAAAAAUGCUGCGUAUAGUGGAACCUUAUGUGACCUGGGGAUUUCCAAAUCUGAAGUCUGUCCGAGAACUCAUUUUGAAACGUGGACAAGCCAAGGUCAAGAAUAAGACCAUCCCUCUGACAGACAACACAGUGAUUGAGGAGCACCUGGGGAAGUUUGGCGUCAUUUGCUUGGAAGACCUCAUUCAUGAAAUUGCCUUCCCAGGGAAGCAUUUCCAGGAGAUCUCAUGGUUCUUGCGCCCUUUCCACCUCUCAGUGGCCCGACAUGCUACCAAAAAUAGAGUGGGCUUCCUCAAGGAGAUGGGCACACCUGGCUAUCGGGGUGAACGCAUCAAUCAGCUUAUCCGCCAGCUGAACUAGACCCAGGUGUCAAACUGCGGUAAAUUUUUAUCAAUGAAGUGGAAGCAUGUGUUUGAUUGUUUUGGGAAUUUUUAUCAAGUAUCUUCAGAGAAGAUUAUUUCCUGCUUUAUCUUCAAAAACUGGAAAGGAAGGAUCAAAGAAAAGACAGUAGCUGGCCGGGCGUGAUGGCUCACGCCUGUAAUCCCAACACUUUGGGAGGCUGAGGCAGGCGGAUCACCUGAGGUUGAGGGUUCAAGACCAGCCUGACCAACAUGGAGAAAUGCUGUCUCUAGUAAAAAUACAAAAAUUAGCCGGGCAUAGUGGCAUGUGCCUGUAGUCUCAGCUAUUCGGGAGGCUGAGGCAGGAGACUUGCCAGGCGGAGGUUGCAGUGAGCCGAGAUCACGCCCUUGCACUCUAGCCUGGGCAACAAGCGAAACUCCGUCUCAAAGAAAAGAAAAGACAAUAGCUUAUGUUCAUGGCAAGCAUCUCUCAUCACACUCCAGUUCCAAAGAAAAAUUCCAGUGUUUUCUACAUUGAGUACUGCAUCGUCUGAAAUCAGCACAUUCUGUGGAGGAAGGAGUCCUGCUUUGUUGCAUCUAUCUUAGGGUUUAAUGUUGGUAAAUGAGUCACUCUAGCAUUUGUACAAGGCUCCCUAAGACUUCUGCAGCAGUUGACCAAGCCCAAGGACAUAAUUGAAUCUGGAGAGUCCUAGGGCCUUGUUUUGAAAAACACUUGAAAUACACAUAGGAAGAAAGGCAUACAAAUAAAUGUUCACUUGUCUGGUGUGAAAAAAAAAAAAAAA
Molecule: messenger RNA, 1559 nt
Organism: Rhinopithecus roxellana (golden snub-nosed monkey)
Lineage: Eukaryota; Metazoa; Chordata; Mammalia; Primates; Cercopithecidae
Product: 60S ribosomal protein L7-like 1
Exons: 1
Coding region: 11-778 (255 amino acids)
Biological process (GO): maturation of LSU-rRNA from tricistronic rRNA transcript (SSU-rRNA, 5.8S rRNA, LSU-rRNA)
Cellular component (GO): cytosolic large ribosomal subunit
Molecular function (GO): RNA binding; structural constituent of ribosome
Source: RefSeq, a predicted model, not a curated record